Molecule: messenger RNA, 1791 nt
Organism: Linum tenue
Lineage: Eukaryota; Viridiplantae; Streptophyta; Magnoliopsida; Malpighiales; Linaceae
Source: the annotation of a GenBank genome assembly
CUCGUCCCUUCGGGGACAUCCGACAAACAGCGAUCUCCAUCUUCUUCUUCUUCUUCUUCUUCCCCUGUUUUCCCGUCUUUCCUGUCAGAAGUAGCGGAACCCAACCGAAGGCCAGACAAUAUUCAACGCGAAGCACGGAGGAAAGAAAUGGCGUCAAAAUCGUUCUCUUCUUCUUCAUCAUCUUCAGGCUGUUCGCCGGCAAGUGAUCGGCGAAUAAGCGUUCUAGCAAGGCACCUGGUGGCCGAGAAUGCACUCUCCUCCUCCCCCAUCUAUGCUUCUCCUACUUCUUCUGCCAACUCCGUCUUCGCCCACAUCGCUCGUGGCCCCGAAGACCCAAUUCUCGGGGUGACGGUAGCAUAUAACAAGGACCCCAGCCCUGUCAAACUCAAUUUGGGCGUGGGUGCUUAUCGAACUGAGGAAGGGAAGCCUCUUGUUCUGAAUGUGGUUCGAAAAGCUGAGCAUAUGCUUGUUAAUGACAGGUCCCGAGUUAAGGAGUACCUUCCAAUUGUAGGACUGGCUGACUUCAACAAACUGAGUGCAAAGCUAAUCUUCGGUGCUGAUAGCCCAGUGAUCCGCGAGAAUAGGAUCACCACAGUUCAGUGCUUGUCGGGCACCGGCUCGCUAAGGGUUGGAGGUGAAUUCCUGGCCAAGCAUUAUCACCAACGAACGAUAUACAUUCCCCUGCCUACGUGGGGUAACCACCCUAAGGUUUUCACCUUGGCCGGGUUGUCAGUGAAGACAUAUCGUUACUAUGAUCCGGCAACUCGUGGAUUGAACUUCCAAGGCUUGAUGGAAGAUCUUGGCUCUGCCCCUUCUGGCGCCAUCAUACUACUUCAUGCAUGUGCUCACAACCCGACAGGAGUGGAUCCUACUCCUCAACAGUGGGAGCAGAUCAGACGCUUGAUGAGAUCGAAAGCAUUGAUGCCUUUCUUUGACAGUGCCUAUCAGGGCUUUGCAAGUGGGAGUUUAGAUGAAGAUGCUCAGCCUGUCCGCAUGUUUGCUGCCGAUGGAGGGGAGCUUCUUGUAGCUCAAAGUUAUGCCAAAAACAUGGGCCUAUAUGGGGAGCGUGUUGGUGCAUUGAGCAUUGUCUGCAAGGAUGCUGAUGUUGCAGGCAGGGUUGAGAGCCAGCUGAAGCUUGUGAUUAGGCCCAUGUACUCCAAUCCACCUAUCCAUGGUGCAUCAAUUGUGGCUGCCAUCUUGAAAGACGGAAACUUGUACAAUGAAUGGACCAUAGAGCUGAAGGCAAUGGCUGACCGGAUUAUCAGCAUGCGCAAGCAGCUCUUUGAUGCCCUCCAUGCCAGAGGUACACCUGGUGACUGGAGUCACAUCAUCAAGCAAAUCGGGAUGUUCACCUUCACUGGUCUGAACUCUGAGCAGGUGGCUUUCAUGACCAGGGAGUACCACAUUUAUAUGACAUCCGACGGGCGGAUUAGCAUGGCAGGUUUAAGCUCGAAGACCGUUCCUCACCUUGCUGAUGCCAUCCAUGCAGCUGUCACUCGCAUGAAGUAAUGCAUUCAUCGUCAACAGCAAACUCCUCAAUACGGUCUUCUGUUGUUGUGUUCUUAUAAGCUCAAUUUGCCUGGUAAGGCGAAACGUAAGUGUACUUGGUGGGAGAUUCAGAAUAAAAUUUUGCAAAAUAAACAAGGGGUUGGAAACAGUGAGAUAGUCCACCCUGUAACUAUUGGAAAUUUACUGGACGAGUUUACAGUAAAAUUAUCAUACAUAUUGUCGACAUAAUUUAUUUAAUGAGUACCCUAUGAUCCCUACACAUUUGCCUUUUGCUUGCCUUUG